This is a messenger RNA of Arachis stenosperma, 471 nucleotides long. Its product is annotated as AP2-like ethylene-responsive transcription factor BBM2. The coding region runs from base 1 to 471 and encodes 156 amino acids. The transcript has 6 exons. Gene Ontology annotation, biological process: regulation of DNA-templated transcription. NCBI's taxonomy places the organism in Eukaryota, Viridiplantae, Streptophyta, Magnoliopsida, Fabales, Fabaceae. The record is from RefSeq and is a predicted model, not a curated record. Gene Ontology annotation, molecular function: DNA-binding transcription factor activity; DNA binding.
AUGAGCAAAGUCAUUCAGGAGUUGGAUUCUAUUCAUUUCUCAAUGAAGAGAGCCUCUAAAUUGGCUAAGCAACUUGGUAGGCAGAUUGCUACUGACAAGUGUAUUAUGAUGCUAUUGCUCCUUAUUGUCAUCAGAGUGAUAGUUAUUGUUAUUGUAAAGUGCUUAUUUGCAGGAGGUUAUGACAAAGAAGAAAAAGCAGCUCUAGCCUAUGAUUUAGCAGCCCUAAAAUACUGGGGAACCACAACAACAACAAAUUUUCCGAUUAGUCAAUAUGAAAAAGAGUUGGAAGAAAUGAAGCACAUGACAAGGCAAGAGUAUGUUGCGUCAUUGAGAAGGAAGAGUAGUGGAUUUUCUCGUGGUGCAUUCAUUUAUCGCGGAGUAACUAGGCAUCAUCAACAUGGUAGAUGGCAAGCUCGGAUUGGAAGAGUUGCAGGCAACAAAGAUCUCUAUCUAGGAACUUUUAGUAAGUGA